AUGCUGUCGUCACCUAAUCUCGGCGGCUUGCUCGCCUCCUUGACCCAGGGCGAAUGGACACCCGGUGAGGUCGCGACCGCCCUCGCGGUGCCUCUCGUAUUAUACCUGGUCAAAAUCGUCGUCUUCCCGACCGUCGACCCGCGCGAGCCCCCCAAGGAUUAUGCCAUGCCCAUCUGCUCCCUCCCCAUGCUCCACGGCUACGUCUACGUCAUCAACGACCCCGUCCUCAUCAGCGCCGCCAUGCGCAACCGCAACCUCUCCUUCGACCCUUUUAGCCUCGAGUUCGCCAGCGGCGCCAUGGGCAUGACCAAGGAACACGUCGAAAUCUUCUCCCGCCCCGGCAACAUGGAAGAGGUGAGCCGCGUCAUCCACGCCGCCCUCUCCGGCGACAACGUCUUUCGCAUGAACGUCCGCGCCCUCAAGGACAUCGCCGCCGAGCUGAGCAAUGUCCCUUCGGGCAACGAGGGUCUGCGCGUGCCCGAUUGCGCGACCUGGUUGCGCAACGUGAUUGCUUUGGCGACCAUGACGGCCAUGUUUGGCAAGAAUAGCCCUUUUACCGCCGACGAUGUGCCUGAUUUCUGGGAAUUCGACAAAGGCGUCGGCCUCCUCGCCCUCGGCAUCGCCCCCACCCUCCUCGCCCCCAAAUCCCUCGCCGCCCGCGCCCGCUCCCAAGCCAAGCUCACCGCCUACUACGAAGCCCACCACGACCAAGCCGACGACGUCGCCGCCAUCAUCCGCGACCGCGCCGCCCUCGAGCGCCGCCACGGCAUCCCCGACCGCGAGCUCGCCCUCAUCGAAUACUCCAUGCUCUUCGUCAGCACCACCAACACCAUCCCCACCCUCAUCUGGUUUUUUAUUCAUGUCUUCGCCCACAAGGACCUCGCCGCCCGCAUCCGCGCCGAGGUCGCCCUCGUCGCCACCGUCGCCACCGAUCCGGACACGGGCCGCCGCACGACCGCUUCCAUCGAUCUGAGCCGCCUCGAAAAGGCCUGCCCCACGCUGCACGCGACCUACCGCGAGACCCUGCGCAAGUACUCGGACGUGCUCGGGAACCGCCGCGUCAUGGCCGACACGACCCUGCGCCACCCCGUUACCGGCCGCGAGUACCUGCUGAAAAAGGGCGUUAAUGUCCAGUGGGCUGCCCAGGUUACCCACGGCCUCGACGACGUCUGGGGCGAGGGCAAUGACGCUUUCGACCCGGAUCGCUUUGUCGAGACGUCCGCUGUGGACGAGAAGAAGCGCCGCGGUGCCAUGAUUCCCUUUGGCGGCGGCCGUAAUCUCUGCCCCGGUCGCAAUUUUGCGCAGGCGGAGAACUUGGGCCUCGUCAGCGCCGUCGCCCUUGGCUUCGAUGUCGAGGGCAUGGAGGUGCCUGGGGCGGUCAACGCCUACAUGGGGACCGCUGUGAAGAGGCCGGAGUGGGGUGAUGUGGGCCCUCCCAUCCACUUGAAGAGGAGGCCUGGCUGGGAAGACGUGGCGUGGGAAUUCAAGUGCUGA
Molecule: messenger RNA, 1494 nt
Organism: Parascedosporium putredinis
Lineage: Eukaryota; Fungi; Ascomycota; Sordariomycetes; Microascales; Microascaceae
Source: the annotation of a GenBank genome assembly